Molecule: messenger RNA, 1218 nt
Organism: Calypte anna (Anna's hummingbird)
Lineage: Eukaryota; Metazoa; Chordata; Aves; Apodiformes; Trochilidae
Gene: C15H12orf43
Product: chromosome 15 C12orf43 homolog
Exons: 7
Coding region: 22-819 (265 amino acids)
Biological process (GO): Spemann organizer formation; negative regulation of Wnt signaling pathway; Wnt signaling pathway
Source: RefSeq, a predicted model, not a curated record
CGCGCUUGCCGCGCCUUCAACAUGGCGGCGCCCAUCGGCCGCGGUGCCCUGGAUACGGACUCAGACUCGGACAGCACCGGCGAGGCGGCAGCGCGGUUCCGGGAGGCCGCCUGGGACUGCGCUGCGCAGGCGGCGGCAGUGGCGGUGGAGCCGCGCGGCGGUGGCUUUAAAAAGGAUCGGCUACAGCCUGCUCAGCCUAGCCUAAGGCGUGAGGUGAACGGUCACGAUGAGGAUGGAAAUGAGCUACAGACAACCCCAGAGUUCAGAGCACACGUGGCAAAGAAAUUGGGAGCAAUGCUAGACAGCUUCAUCACUGUCUUGAAGGACUCAGCAGGACCUCCACAAACAUCUGUGCAACAGACUGACUCUGGAGAGGAUGGUUUUCGCCUCUUUUCUUCCUCUGUCCCGGGAGACUGUGGGAAAUCAGAGCCUUGCCCUGCAGCAAGGAGGAGACAGCAGUCCAGCUCCAGUGACACGGAUAGUGACCAAGAGUGGCAAAGGUACCAGGAGGCUGCUGUGUCAGCCACAGACAUUCUGAAACAGAGUGCUUUUCCUGCAUUGUCCCAGGAUUCUAGCCAGGAUCAGAGUCAGGGUUAUGUAGAUCACAGCCGUAAAAAAAAGAAGAAAAAGAAAAUUAGAGGAGAGAACAAUAUUAAAGAGAAAAUAAUAGACCCAGGGGAGUGUGACCAAUUCAGCAAAGAUUUGCCAUGGUUGGUGUCUGCAAAUGGACAGCAUGAGAGACAGGACAACAAUUAUAUGGAGAAUGCAGUGGUGCCAGGAGCUAUGAAGAAGAAAAAGAAGAAGAAAAAAAGAGAAUGAAGAUUUUUCUCUGAAAACAACAGAUGGUGGCUGCAUCCAGAGUACCAGGUCCCCUCACUGCAGUGAUUAAAAAAGCUCAGGUGGAUACAGAAGACUCCCUGUGGGGCUAAAAAGAAGUAACUAUUUGGAUACCACAUUAAAAAAAGAAUGUAAGAAAUUUUAAUGUGAACAUUAAUGUAAAAAGACACCCUUAUUUUCUAAAGAUUUUUUUGUUUUCCAUACUCCUAAUAAAGAGUAUUUAACUAAUAGUGAGGGGUUUUGCAUUGUUCUGUUAUGUUUUUAUGCAAUUUCCAUGCAUUUCAUUUUUGAUUAGUUGUCCUAAUUUCCCCUCCCCUAGAUAGAGGGAGGAGGUUGGUUAUCAGCCAACAAUACUGGCUGAUAACAUAAGCUGUCAAUUGU